This is a messenger RNA of Triplophysa rosa, 2957 nucleotides long. RefSeq names its product RAR-related orphan receptor C b (gene rorcb). The record is from RefSeq and is a predicted model, not a curated record. Lineage: Eukaryota; Metazoa; Chordata; Actinopteri; Cypriniformes; Nemacheilidae. The transcript has 10 exons. Gene Ontology annotation, cellular component: nucleus. The coding region runs from base 286 to 1749 and encodes 487 amino acids. Gene Ontology annotation, molecular function: RNA polymerase II cis-regulatory region sequence-specific DNA binding; nuclear receptor activity; zinc ion binding. Gene Ontology annotation, biological process: regulation of transcription by RNA polymerase II.
GUCCACGCGUCCGAAAGUAGGUUAGCACGGUAGAGUGAGGAGAGUAGAGGAAGAACGCGAAUCAUACCGCACUAUAACACACACCGAGAGCGACUUUCAGCUUCUCAGAGCGACAGAUACAGAUUUAAAGACGCAAACUUGCUUCGAAGAUCUUUUUCCAUUAUUUCUCUUCAUAAUAAUGGUCACAAUCAGAGCUGGAAAGUUCUUUUCGGGUCCCACCUAAGCUUUUUAGUCCAUCCAAAUAUUAUUACGCACCCUGUAGACUUUCAACAAAUCGCGAUCAAAAUGAGAGCUCAAAUUGAGGUUAUACCUUGUAAAAUCUGCGGCGACAAAUCCUCUGGAAUUCAUUAUGGAGUUAUCACAUGCGAAGGCUGCAAGGGUUUUUUCCGACGCAGCCAGCAAAACAAUGCCAUGUACUCAUGCUCACGACAGAGAAACUGUAUGAUCGAUCGAACAAAUCGAAACCGCUGCCAACACUGUCGCCUGCAGAAGUGCCUGGCACUCGGGAUGAGCCGUGAUGCGGUAAAGUUUGGACGCAUGUCAAAGAAACAGCGAGACAGUCUGUAUGCAGAGGUCAAGCGGCAUCAGCAGCUGUCUCAGGACUGUCUGACGGGUUUGGGUGGUGGUCUGCCAUCUCAUGACAGCAAGGACAUGGGCGAAGACAGCGUGCACAGCCGGCUGUACAGCAGCGGGGGGUCCAGCGCCACCCUCAGCGACCUGGACGACAUCGCCGCACUGCCCGACGGCCUGCUGUUCGACCUUCCAUUGACCCCGGAGGAGACAAGAGAGUACUGCGACCUGGACAUACUCGAAGGCGACGGGGGCAGUUACAGGAGCGCAGGAAGUGGAGACUCGUCCAAUCAGAGCUCACCAGAGUCUAGCACUGUAGAUUUCACAGAAGCGGGGCGGGUGAAGCAUGAGUAUUUACUGCCCGAAAACAGUCUCCUAAUGCAGUCUUUACUGGGUUGCCUACAAGACAACUGCUCUCUAAAUUAUAUAGAGCGGAUCACUCAAAAUGUCGUGAAGUCUCACCUGGAGACAUGUCAGUACAGCACAGAAGAGUUAAAGAAACUCACCUGUAACGUCUACACACCUGAAGAAACUCGCAGCUUUCAGCUCAAGUCUGCAGAAUGGAUGUGGCAACAGUGUGCCCUGCACCUCACAAAUGCCAUCCAGUACAUUGUGGAGUUUGCCAAGCGUGUCUCUGGGUUCAUGGACCUCUGUCAGAAUGACCAGAUUAUCUUGCUCAAAGCAGGAUGUUUGGAAGUUCUGCUGAUCCGAAUGUGUCGGGCUUACAACUCUUCCAAUAACACUAUGUAUUUCGACAGAAAGUUUGCCAGCCCGCAGCUCUUCAAAGCUCUCGGUUGUGAUGAUCUGGUAAACGCAGUCUUCGAACUGGCAAAAAGCAUGACUCGUCUGCAGCUGAGUGAGGAGGAAAUGGCUUUAUUCAGCGCAGCGGUUCUGCUGGCACCAGAUCGUCCAUGGUUGACAGAGUCUCAGCAGGUUCAGAAACUCCAGGAGAAGGUUUACAUGGCCUUGCAGCACUGCUUGCACAUGAAUGGAGCCACCACAGAAAAACUGGACAAGAUGGUGUCUAAACUACCACGUAUGAAGUCCAUCUGUAACCUGCACAUUGACAAGUUGCAGUUCUUCCGUCUGGUUCACCCGGAAACAGCCUACAGCUUCCCGCCUCUGUACAGGGAAGUGUUCGGCAGCGAGAUCAACUUUCCUGACUCCACCAACAGUUAAAUAGAGAGAGAGGGAGAAAGAGAGUGAUGGGCAAAUUAGAAAAGAGUGCACAACGAAAACAGUGGAGAAAAAUACAUCCUGUCAUUUAAAAGCAGCAUUGAAAACGAAGGCGUUUUAAAACCUUAUGCAGUCCAGGGAGAAUGCAACACUGUAUUACAUCUGAACCACACACACAUCCGGUAACAAACUCUCAUAAACAUGAUAAAACACACACAUAACACGCACAAACACAACCUGCCACAGGGGCCAACAAAGUGUUUUAGAUAACGCUAACAUGCUCUCCAGUACACGAAUAACCGUUUAAAAACCAUGCAGACAUUCAGAUUAUUCCUGGGAUUGUGCUAGAUCUAAUCUAGCUGUUGUUUCAUGAAAACACUGCUGAAUUUUCAUGAAAUCUUACAUGUUGACACAGGAUUUUUGUAUACAGUGAUUUCUAAAGGAUCAAACUCUCUUCCACAUAAUAGACCAUGAACCUUCAGGAGAGCACAACACCCUUUUAAUGAAGUAUACAAUAUUAGGGCGAUAGUCAAUCGUCCUUCAUCACCGAAUCACUCUUUCAGUGUCGAUAUCACUCUUUAUUCUUGUCUCCCAUUGUUUUUUACCCUCUGGCGAAUUAUGAAUGUAUCCCAGGGAACUAUAGCACUUGUUUUGAUUUGAGACCGAAUGUAGAUGUUGCACUUUUUGCUUUACAAAGCUUUGACAAUCUGCUCAAAAAGAAAAGAAAAAACAAAUGUGCCCAGGUAUUCAGUAAAUAUGAAGGGACCAUUUGACCAAAUACCACUUUACCAGUGCUGCUUUAAAGGAUUAUUCAGUGUUAUAUACAAGUUAUUUUUCUAGUUUGAACAUAAAAAAUGCACAGACACUUAAAUGCACUUAAAGCUGCAAUCUGUAACUUUUGUCUCUAUAUCGUCAUCAACAUAAAAUUGCAUGUUAUUGUACAUAGUUAUUUUUAUGUGUGUUGAAAUUAAAUCAGAAUCAGAAUCAGAAUCAGAAUCAGAAGAGCUUUAUUGCCAAGUGUGCUUGCACACACAAGGAAUUUUCUUUGGUGUUGGAAGCUUCUAGUACAGACAUACAACACAAUGACAAUACAAUAUAAUACGAUUUACAGUCUAAAAGAUUCUAAAUUGUGCAUAUAUAAAAUAAAGACUAUUUUACAGAAAAUGGGGGAUAAUAACAUAUAAGAGACAUUGUACCGGGUAGUAUAUAGU